Molecule: messenger RNA, 654 nt
Organism: Paramecium sonneborni
Lineage: Eukaryota; Ciliophora; Oligohymenophorea; Peniculida; Parameciidae
Source: the annotation of a GenBank genome assembly
AAAAAAUAUACAAGUUGAUUUAAUAAUUAUAAAAUUAACGACAGCUAAGUAGAGUAGAUGCCACAGCCAUAAUUUGAACAUAAUGGAUGUUUAUCUUAUUUUUCAUAUUGAUAACCACUGAAGCUUUUUCAAAAAUAAUUAAAGUUGGUAUUCCGAUUUUAUAAUAUAUAUGGUUAUAUUUGAUAGUAAAGCUAUCUCUAGUAGACAAUAAAAGAAUUUAGAAAAAUAUGUAUUAGCUCAGGCAAUGAGAGAUCUAACUUUGAAAAAUAAAAAGAAUUAGUAUCCAGAAAUAUUGAACUCAUUUAAUAGAAUCGAAAAUUUUUAGAUAAAAGUUAAUGAGCAUAUUCUAAUAUCAUAAAAUAUUUAAGCAAGUAAGUAACCUAAUAAUCAGCUAUCAGGAUAUAACAACUCAAAAAAAGGCAGAGAUGAAAUUUCACAGUUUUAGAGCAGAGCUGCCCUUCAAAUAUCAAUAUUUCACCAAAAUUAGAUAGUAAGUUUAUGAUAAUUUAGUCCAGAGAUUAAAAAGGUAUUAAUAUAUCAUUUUAUUUGAUAAAAAUCAUUCAUAAAUCUAAGAAUUCUUUUUUUAAUUGUAAUUAAAUGGCACAAUAUUAGGAGGAAUUCUAGUUAAGAAGAAUCAUUUUAAAAAUCCUAAAC